Messenger RNA from Gossypium raimondii (Peruvian cotton), 1359 nucleotides. RefSeq lists its product as uncharacterized. The record is from RefSeq and is a predicted model, not a curated record. NCBI's taxonomy places the organism in Eukaryota, Viridiplantae, Streptophyta, Magnoliopsida, Malvales, Malvaceae. Bases 1 to 1359 code for a protein of 452 amino acids. The transcript is spliced from 5 exons.
AUGAAUUGGUUAACGAAGCAUGAUGCUGUAGUAAAUUGUCGAGAGAAACGGAUUGAUCUGAAAGGUCAAACAAGGGAGGUAAUCUCGGUUGAGUCUGAGAAUCCGAAUGAUACUAUUAGAAUUAUCUCAGUCUUUUCUGCUCAAAGAUUGUUGCGUAAAGGUGACGAGGCAUUUUUAGCCUACAUUCUUGAUACUCAGAAUUCUGAAUCAAAGCUAGAACAGUUAUCGGUUGUUAGUGAAUUUACUGAUGUGUUUCCUCAGGAAUUACCCGGUUUACCACUUGAUCGUGAAGUUAAAUUUGUGAUUGAUGUGGUUUCGAGAACAACCCUGAUAUCAGUAACACCAUACCGUAUGGCACCAGUUGAAUUAAAGGAGUUAAAGGCACAAUUGCAAGAGUUAUUAGACAAAGGGUUCAUCAGGCCGAGUAUGUCUCCUUGGGGUGAACCUGUUUUAUUCGUGAAAAAGAAAGAUGGUUCCUUGAGACUGUGUAUAGACUGCAGACAGUUGAAUAAGAUUUUGAGAGAGAAAGAACUGUAUGCAAAGUUUAGCAAAUGUGAAUUCUUGCUUCACAAGUUUAGAUUUCUGGGUCACAUUGUAUCAGCUGAUGGGAUUCGAACUGAUCCAAGUAAAGUUUUUACUGUGUCAGGAACAGUGGUGGCCUAUGCUUCUCGACAGUUAAUACCGCACAAAAGGAAUUAUCCUACACAUGAUCUUGAAUUGGCUGCAAUUGCUAAUGUGGUUGCGGAUGCACUCAGUCGAAAGUCAUUUUUGUUUGUCCUUCGAGCGAUGAAUGUUCAUUUAUUUCUUAAUGAAGAUGGUUUUGUAUUAGUAGAGUUGAAAACGAAACCUUUGUUCCUUCAACGAAUUCAGGAAUUGCAAGAUGAAGAUUCGAAAUUAGUGCUGAAACGACAGAUAGUUCAGGACAAUCUUAGUUCAGAGUAUAGUAUUGAUGAUAGUGAUUUGAAAAUGAGAGAUAUAGAAUUUGUGGUUGGUGAUCGAGUGUUCUUAAAAGUCUCUCCAUGGAAGAAGCUAUUACGGUUUGGUAGGAAAGGAAAGUUAAGCCCAAGAUUUAUCGGACCGUAUGAAAUUAUCGAAAGAAUCGACCCGGUAGCUUAUAGAUUAGCUUUGCCUCCUGAACUUGAGAAAAUUCAUAAUGUGUUCUAUGUAUCAAUGUUGAGACGGUACAGGUCUGAUCCUUCGCAUGUAAUUUCUCAUAGUGAAAUUGAGUUACAACCAGAUAUGACGUACUCGAAAGAACUGAUGAAAAUUUUGGCUCGAAAGGUUAAGGAAUUGCGGAAUAAACGAGUAUCAUUAGUUAAAGUAUUGUGGUAUCGUGAUGGUUCGGAGGAGACUACUUAA